AUGUCAAUGAGGCAUCAACCAAACAACGCAAUACAUAAUCUAGAAGUCAACGUACUGUCGUCAACAACUCCGGCAGUAAAAUCUAUUACUGAAAGUAAUCUAAAUGGGCGGUUUUGGCUUAAGCUAGAUGGAACCGAUGUUAAAGAGACCUUACAACAUUCAGUAAAAGAUAUUUGGAAUGGGGAUGUUGACCUAAAUGAUGGGCAGCUGGAGGUUUUACGUACGGAAUACCAAUCUAGACUCGCCUGGAUAAACUCUGUACAUUCCACCACUGAAGAAGACCUCAAAACUUGUUUAGAAACAGGCUUGGUAAAUUUAGAGCUGGAUGUGAAGUUUCUUCAAGAUGCAUUUAAGAAGGCAACAGACGACUUUAGAAAGAAAAUGAAUAAAAAAAAUGCAAAUUCAGAAAUGCUGAAAGGCCUGAACUGGGAAGUUGUAGAAUGUAACACUCUGUUGCAGCAGUGCUUGGCAUUCAUGUCCACGUUUAAAAGUGAUUCAGUCUCGAGAUCAGCUAUUAAGUCAACAAGUCAGGAAUAUCAGAUAUAUUUGAAGAACCUAUUCAAGAAAAAGAGGACAGCAGCAACCCACAUACUCGUUAUUGCCAUUUCUGAUGAACAGAGGAACGUCAAGCCCUAUGCGCUACAAAUACAGUACCUACCUUACAGAUCUCUGAGAGACCAAUAUGUCAGAUACAUAACAGCACCAAUCAAAGAUGCUUUAACACAGGCUGGAAUUCAUGUUGUUGGUCUAGUAACUGGUGGAGAAUUCAAUUAUCUUAGGACACAGGGAGACACUGGCCCUCUUCACACUUGGCAACUAGUUCAUGACUCCAAAGAAGUUGUCAGAAAAAUGUCAAAAGCAACAUUGGAAUCCAUGCUUACCUAUGCUGGUGAACUGGACCCAGAGGCAUUCGACAAGGUAUUGUUAGAUCCAAGAGCAGGACUUUCUCAUGCCGCACUUACUGGACAGAGACCCCAGUCGGUAGAGGAUGCAGAAAAGCUGUUGUCUUACCAUGUAGCAGCCAGUAUGCAGCGCAAUGGAUUUGACUGUGAGGCUGAAUAUGUUUCAACUGUGGCUGCUUGGCAUGAAGCUUCAGAUGGAAGCUUAAGAGGAAUGGGACAACUGAGACAUUGCAAGGCAAAUUACCAAAUGUUAAACUACAUUGUAGCAGACCUUAUGCCGUGGUACCAGGAGAACUAUGACUUCACAUAUAUCGAUGUCAAACAGUAA
Molecule: messenger RNA, 1230 nt
Organism: Mytilus trossulus (common blue mussel)
Lineage: Eukaryota; Metazoa; Mollusca; Bivalvia; Mytilida; Mytilidae
Exons: 4
Coding region: 1-1230 (409 amino acids)
Source: RefSeq, a predicted model, not a curated record